ACUGGACAAUGCCUAGAUUCAAAAUCAAUGAUGAACGACAUAAAGCCAAAAAGCCUACAUGCAGUCUCGAAUUCUUGAAAGAAUAUUUUCUGAAGACGGGAGAAUUUUACUCCUCGGGGUCAUGGGAUGAUCGAUCCUGGAUAGCCAACGACUGCAUCCAAGCAGAUUUAGAUUUACCAACUAUGUUGAAGCGCAACAACCUUAGCAGCAUUCUGUUCCUUGGGGAUUCAACUGCAUGGAGAUACGCACGUGCAUUUGUUAAUGUUCUCAAAAAACGAUUUACUUGUCAUUUGGUUAAACAAGAAGGUAGUGGAAAGGAACCGGAUGUGACGUAUUUUUCCGACAGUCGUGGCGUAUUUCAGGCAGAUAUGUUAGUUCAUUCCCGAGAUUGCUAUACAUGUAAAUCAUUCAUGUACGAAUGCAAAAAUAUUGUAGAAUUUAGUCAUGUCGGUUCAUAUGUCAUUAUAGAGUACGUCAGUAUGGAAUAUUUCAUGGAUACAGAAAUAAGUACGUUACGACUGCCUACCAAUAAGAAUAAAAACAUGUGCCGAACCAGUCAUAACACUCAAUCGGGCCUAGCGUGUGGUCAAUCACCCACAUCACAGGAAUUUAUAUUCAAUGAAUAUCUCACACUGAAGCCAAGUGAAUCCUAUCCACAGCUUAUAGCUCUAGUAUCAAAUUUUCACGAAUUAAUUAUGAGAGAUGAUGUUUCAUUCAGACGUACAUUGACCUGGUUUUUGGACCUUGUUUAUCAGAGUACAAAAUCCCGUCCUGGAAAUCGAGUUAUGUGGUUUGAACCAACGUUUUUCAUUGAAUCAAAAAAGAACAGAAAUAUUGUUAAAAAUGCUCAAACUAAAAAUCAUAGGUUGAAUAACAUUGCGAAGGAACUAUUGAUGAAAUACUUCAAUGAGAACAUUCCGAUAUUUUGGCCAUUUUUUGGUGUGAUGAAUAUCAGCAAGGUGGCAACGCCUGAAUGGAACAUUGAUGGAAUACAUUUUGAAAUGAUGUAUUACGAGUCUAUGAUCAAACUAUUGUUGCAAACGCUGAGUACUUGACCUUGAUUAGCCUAUAAUUUAGGGACGAUAUUUCCUUUGAUAUAAUCUGUAAUAAAUUACUAAUUCUGCGUUUUUAAAUUGCCCUGGUGCUUUACUAUUGAAUGAUUUGGAGUGCAAUACAGGAUAUAUUCUGCUCGAGAAUUCCGUAUUACUUUAAAUUUUAUUACAUAGCAUUUUACUCCAUCACAUUAUAUUACAGUAUUCAUAUAAACAUUUUAUUACAUUAAUUGCACUUCAAAUCAUUCAAUAAAGUUUUUAUCGUGUGAUCCUCUGUAUUGCUACU
Molecule: messenger RNA, 1338 nt
Organism: Owenia fusiformis
Lineage: Eukaryota; Metazoa; Annelida; Polychaeta; Sabellida; Oweniidae
Source: the annotation of a GenBank genome assembly